AAUAAAUGAUAGAUUUCAAAUUCAAACCGAUUUCCACGUGAGGCGCACGUGAUCCAGGACCGGCUUUUGAUCCAACGGCUCAGAUAAUCGCGUUGGCUCAAAGCUAGUACAAAUUCAAAAACCCUUCCACAAAACCUACGCAUUCUUUAAUUAGGGCUUCUCCAGUAUAUAUUCACACACACAAACACUCAACGCAGCGCUAACCAAUUCCAAUCCAUCUCCAUCUUCUCUCUCUAGCUGCACCAUCCGCCUUUGCUUUGUUUAACUCUCUCUCAAAAGGAUCAGCCGCCGAUCGAAUGGCGUUGCCGAAUCAACAGACUGUGGAUUACCCUAGCUUCAAGCUUGUUAUUGUUGGAGAUGGUGGCACUGGAAAGACUACCUUUGUGAAGAGGCAUCUCACUGGAGAAUUCGAGAAGAAAUAUGAACCAACUAUCGGUGUGGAGGUUCAUCCCUUGGAUUUCUUCACUAACUGCGGGAAAAUCCGAUUUUAUUGCUGGGACACUGCUGGUCAAGAGAAAUUUGGUGGGCUUAGGGAUGGAUACUACAUCCAUGGACAAUGUGCCAUCAUUAUGUUUGAUGUGACAGCUCGAUUGACUUACAAGAAUGUUCCAACGUGGCACCGUGAUCUCUGCCGGGUCUGUGAAAAUAUCCCAAUUGUGCUAUGUGGCAACAAAGUUGAUGUGAAGAACAGGCAGGUGAAAGCAAAACAAGUUACAUUCCACAGGAAGAAGAAUUUGCAGUACUAUGAAAUCUCAGCAAAGAGUAAUUACAACUUUGAGAAGCCUUUCUUGUACCUUGCCAGGAAGCUUGCCGGUGAUCCUUCAUUGCACUUUGUCGAGUCCCCGGCCCUUGCUCCACCUGAAGUUCAAAUUGAUUUGGCUGCACAGCAACAGCAUGAAGCUGAGCUCUUACAGGCGGCCAGCCAGCCCCUUCCUGAUGAUGAUGAUGAGGCAUUCGACUAAAAAGAUUGCGCGACCCAAUUAUGCAUGCGUGCUUGUUGGGGUUUUUGAGGAUAUUGUUAUCUGAGUUUGAGGGUUCUUACUGUAGAUGUAGUUUCUCUUGAACUGCUGGUGGAUUGUUGAUUUCAUAUGGUUGUGGGAAGAUGCUUUUUAAUCUUCUGAAUAUGUGAGGUGGUAUUAUUUGUAUCAGCUAGUCUUUUAUAUGAACAAUUGAUAUAAAUAUUUGCCGUGGUUUUCGUGGAACAAA
Salvia miltiorrhiza (redroot sage) is the source of this 1206-nucleotide messenger RNA. RefSeq names its product GTP-binding nuclear protein Ran1A-like. Gene Ontology annotation, cellular component: cytoplasm; nucleus. The record is from RefSeq and is a predicted model, not a curated record. Gene Ontology annotation, molecular function: GTPase activity; GTP binding. Lineage: Eukaryota; Viridiplantae; Streptophyta; Magnoliopsida; Lamiales; Lamiaceae. Gene Ontology annotation, biological process: ribosomal subunit export from nucleus; protein import into nucleus. The coding region runs from base 297 to 962 and encodes 221 amino acids. The transcript has 8 exons.